Molecule: messenger RNA, 963 nt
Organism: Didymosphaeria variabile
Lineage: Eukaryota; Fungi; Ascomycota; Dothideomycetes; Pleosporales; Didymosphaeriaceae
Exons: 4
Coding region: 1-963 (320 amino acids)
Source: RefSeq, a predicted model, not a curated record
AUGAACAACUCUAUUUUAAAAACGUCGCUAAGAUUAACGAGAUCCUUCUCCCAAAAGAUGGCACCACGCAUUGUGUUCACCGGCGGCUCUGGCAAAGCGGGUCGACAUGCGAUACCUGAGCUCAUUAAACGUGGCUAUGAGGUGCUGAACAUUGAUCUUACCGAUUUUCCGGACAAGGAGGCCAAUGUCUUCACUCUCAAGACGGAUCUUACAGAUAGUGGACAGUGUUUCAAUGCAUUGACGACCCAUUUCAACUUCUCUGGAUACGAGGGUCCUCGCAUUCCUGGGCCGCCUGAUGCAGUCAUACAUUUUGCCGCGUAUGCCAGGAACAUGCUCGUCCCAGACAAUGAGUGCUUCAAGGGGAACGCCACAUCGACCUACAACGUGAUCGAAGCCGCUUGUAAACUAGGAGUGAAGAAGAUUAUCAUUGCCUCCAGCGAGACCACUUACGAAGUGUGCUUUGGUCAGGGCGAUCUCGAUUAUACAUCUUUCCCUCUGGACGAAGAAGCUGAUGUCAAUCCAAUGGAUACCUACGCCAUCUCCAAGCUCGUCGGUGAGCGCGUAGCUCGAGGAUUUGCUCGCAGAUUCGAUGCGGACAUCUACGCACUGCGCAUUGGCAAUGUUGUGGAGCCGCACGAAUAUGCGCGGGAUUUCCCCAGAUACAUCAGUGAUCCCAAAGUGCGGAAGCGGAACGCGUGGUCUUACAUCGACGCCAGAGACCUGGGUCAAAUCUGUGAUCUGUGCAUCAAGAAAGACGGUCUAGGCUUUCAGGUUUUCAACGCGACGAACGACACCAUCACGGCGACGUUCCCCACGCGACAGUUUCUGGAGCAGUUUGCUCCGAACACGCCCAUUACGCGUGACAUGGGACAGUGGGAGGCCCCGUUGAGUAAUCGGAAGAUUCGCGAGGUGCUUGGAUUCAAGGAGAAUCACAACUGGAGAAAGUAUUACAAUCCAGAGUAA